Messenger RNA from Theobroma cacao (cacao), 2077 nucleotides. Its product is annotated as Rho GTPase activating protein with PAK-box/P21-Rho-binding domain-containing protein. Gene Ontology annotation, biological process: signal transduction. Gene Ontology annotation, molecular function: GTPase activator activity. The record is from RefSeq and is a predicted model, not a curated record. NCBI's taxonomy places the organism in Eukaryota, Viridiplantae, Streptophyta, Magnoliopsida, Malvales, Malvaceae.
AAAAGGCCAAACUCCAACCCCUUACUUGAAUGCAACAAAACAAAGAGACUCCUCUCGAAAUUUAAAACCUCGUGACCUUCGAAGAGAGAGAAAGAGAGACAAAAUCCAAGGCUAAUAGAGAUAAUGACUGGUCUAGUAAUGGUGACCAAAGGAGGUGGCUGUGGUGGUGGUGGUGGUGGCGGAGGCGGUGGGAAGGGAGGAGCUAAAGGAGGAGUUAAGAGCUGUGAAGAAGAGCAGCAGAACCAGAUUUCCGUCGUGGCGGUGCUUUUGGCUGCUUUGAGGAAAUCUAUGGUGUCUUGUCGUGUUGAUAGACAAGAUGAAGUAAUGUCUUCCACCGUUCAUCAUAUGGAAAUUGGGUGGCCAACCAACGUAAGACACAUAACCCAUGUUACCUUCGAUCGGUUCAAUGGGUUUUUGGGUCUUCCUGUUGAGUUACAAGUUGAGAUUCCCGGUCGGGUUCCAAGUGCUAGUGCUAGUGUGUUCGGGGUCUCAGCGGAAUCAAUGCAAUGCUCAUUCGAUUCCAAAGGGAAUAGCGUCCCUACUAUACUCUUGCUGUUGCAGGAGCGACUUUUUUCUCAAGGAGGCCUAAAGGCAGAAGGGAUUUUCCGGAUAAAUCCUGAGAAUAGCCAAGAGGAGCAUGUAAGAGAUCAGCUGAACAGGGGCAUCGUACCAGAUAAUAUUGAUGUCCACUGUCUUGCAGGCCUUAUUAAAGCUUGGUUUCGGGAGCUUCCUUCAGGGGUGCUGGAUGGACUUUCCCCUGAACAGGUUCUCCAAUGUAAUACCGAAGAAGACUGUAUUGAGCUUGUGCAGCAAUUAAAGCCAACUGAAGCUGCACUGCUCAAUUGGGCUGUUGAUCUUAUGGCAGAUGUUGUUGAGGAAGAGGAAUCAAACAAAAUGAAUGCAAGAAAUAUUGCUAUGGUUUUUGCUCCAAAUAUGACUCAGAUGUCUGAUCCAUUGACGGCUUUGAUGCAUGCUGUUCAAGUAAUGAACUUCCUUAAGACCUUGAUCAUGAAAACACUGAGAGAACGCGAAGAGACUGCAACAGGAGGAUAUUCACCCAUAUCAUCUCAUUCAUGUGAUGGCCCAACAGAUGAAGAGUUUGACAGUCAGCAAGAGAUGGACACGAGCUGUGAGCUGAGAGGGCCCACUUCAGAUUAUGAUAAUGCCCUUUACAGUAACUAUAGUGGAGAUGAAGAUGAAGUUGAGUCAUUAGGUGAAAUAGAGGAAUGCUUCUUGAGGCAGCUGGAUGAGAAUAAGAAUGUGCCAAAUAGUUGUUUGGAGGAAUCAGCUGAUCGAUUACAGAGAACUCGUGCAAGUCCCAGAAGUUGUUCAGGCGGCAAUGUUGAGUCUGGCAUUUCCUUUACAGAUAGCAAGAAUGAGAAUUCUGCCUUGAGUACAAGUGAUGGAGAGGACUCGGGGGCAAGUGAUGGCCUCAAAGCGCAGGAUCAUGGGAUUUGUACAAAGAGCCUAGCAGAAGGGUGUGAGAACACUGAUGAUGUGGAGAUGAUAGACCAAUUAGUGGAGUCUAAAACACCCAACCCAUUGUCUCUGUCUACUGCUGGCUGACAGAUGAUUCAUCCUCACAUUAUUUAGAACAAUACUUGCACAUUUUGGUUUGUCUCUCUUCAAUCACGGUUGCUUCUGUAAAUUGAAAACGUCACCUUGGGUUGAAAUUCAGGUAGGAAGUAUUAGCUUCUAGCAGCAGAUUGUCUGUCUAAAUCAUGGUUCAGCAAGGGCUGAACUUGUGUUUGUUUCCACAUGUUUCUUCGGUCCUCAAAGUUUUCUAACAUUGACUUGUUUAAAGAUUGGAACUAAUCAUGUCAGUCCAGUCUCUUGUCCAUCUCGGCAGAUAUGCAAAAGUCAGUAUGCUUGCUCUUACGGAGCUAGAUUCAGCUCUAUAGGGAUGCUGUACCUUUUAAAUAUGGUUGAUUUGCAGAGCUAAGGGUCCAUUUGAAGUCAUAUAGACUUGGUUGUGCACUAUCUGACUCGCUAUCAUAUUAUGUUCCAAACGAUUAAUCUCCUUGUUGUAUUUCUCUAUCUAUUCGUAGUGAAUAACAUGGUUACAUUAUCACGUGCA